Cucurbita pepo subsp. pepo (vegetable marrow) is the source of this 795-nucleotide messenger RNA. The record is from RefSeq and is a predicted model, not a curated record. Lineage: Eukaryota; Viridiplantae; Streptophyta; Magnoliopsida; Cucurbitales; Cucurbitaceae.
GUGAACCAUGGUAAUCUAGUGAAGCUCGAAGGUUUUUGCGUUGACCCCGAUGAUGCAACAUGCUACUUAAUUUAUGAAUAUGUAGAGAACGGUUCUCUACAUUCAUGGCUACACGGAAGCCAAAAGCAGAAGUUGAACUGGAGAACGAGAUUGAGGAUUGCGAUUGAUGUUGCUAAUGGACUACUCUAUGUUCACGAGCACACGAGGCCACGAGUUGUCCACAAAGACAUUAAAAGUAGCAACAUUUUGUUGGAUGCAAGCAUGAGAGCUAAGAUAGCCAACUUUGGACUCGCGAAGUCAGGGUGCAAUGCUAUAACCAUGCACAUUGUUGGAACUCAAGGCUAUAUAGCACCCGAGUACAUAGCAGAUGGAGUCGUGUCGACAAAGAUGGAUAUCUUUGCGUUUGGAGUUGUUUUGCUCGAGCUCGUCUCUGGUAAGGAGGCCAUUGAUGAGGAAGGAAGGGUUCUAUGGAUGCGAGCGAGUGGGUUUUCGGAAGGGAAAGAGAAGGAGAAGUUAGACAGAUUGAAGAAUUGGAUUGAUGAAGCUCUUUUCGAGCAAUCGUGCCCGAUGGAGAGCGUGAUGGAUGUAAUGAAUGUGGCUGUUAGUUGCCUGCAAAAGGACCCGACGAAGAGGCCGAGCAUGGUCGAGGUGGUUUAUGCACUGAGCAAGAGCGACGACGCCGUGUUCGACUUCUCCGAUGAUACUCUAUCAGCACCUAUCUUAACAGCUAGGUAGCCAACUAGUUACUCGAGUUUCUAAGAAGCUUCAUGUUUAUAAUUUUCAUAUCAAGCCCUU